CUCAAUCUGAAAAUGUCCCUCAGAGAUCCCUCCAAAAAUGCCGAGCCGGUCUCGUAUAGCUCGAAAACCAGCGGCAAUGAUAUCAUCGGCGCGGACCGCACCACCACCGAGAUAUCCGGCCCUACAGACAGCCAUGUGCUCUCGCAGGUCGACCAGGAUGAGAAGGGACUGGCCCAGAAGGCCGGUGCUACGGACACCAUCACCGACCUGGGAUGGGAUCACUCGCCGGCCGAGAUCAACGAGCGGCUGGUAUCUGGUCUCGAGAACGACGACCUGUGGAUGCUCAUCCGCCGCUUCAACAAGCAAAUCUACUACGUGAAAGCCGUGCCGGAUGCGCCCAUGCAACGCCUGGAUCUCAACCGGGCCGAAGAUGAGCAAUUCUCCCCGGACAAAUUGCGCGCGACCCUCGAGCGAUUCUACACCACCAUCGUGGUGUCGCUCACGGCUUUUGUCAAGCACAUUGCCAGGCUGCGAUCCUGGAGGGAGCGGCCGCGGACCUCGGCGUUCUGCGCGGUCUACUUCGCCGCGUGGGCAUUGGACCUUCUCGCGCCCACCGUCUUCGCGGUCCUCAUCGUGCUGGUUAUCAGUCCUGAGUCUCGGACAUCACUGUUCCCUCCGGCGCCCAUCGCCCUCGUGGACAAGGAUACGGGGGGCGUACAGAAGCCCAAGGCUGGAGUGCUCGGUUCGCAUGACAGUGUCACUGGGGCGCCGGAGAACAUGAAGGGUGAAGCCGCCGAGCAGGAGGCCUCGAAUCUGAUCACCAGCGUGGCGAGCGUGGCGGUGGGCAGCGUGGCCGGGAAACACGAUCAAGGGACCCCGCAAGAUGCGCCCAUCGAGGAGUCUGUUCCGGAUGCCAUGGAUAUCGUCUCCAGCACGGCGGAUGCGCAGACGGCUGCGCACGGGGAGGCCACAGAUGAACACCAUGACAAGACCAGACAGCCGAUGAAGGACACCGUCUACAACGGGGCGAACAUCUCCAUGCGGAUCCUCAGCGACAUCAUCGACACCUACGAGCGAUUCGGGAACGCCUUAUCCCCGACGCCCCCGUUCUCCAUCCUCACGCCCUAUAUCCGCCUCACUGCAGUGCUGUCCGUCGCCUUUCUGGCGUCCCUAGUCACCUCCAGCUACGUGCUCGAAUACCCUCGCUGGGAGCGCCUCCUCGAGUUGCAAAACUCGCUCCUCAAAGGAAUCCCCACCAACGCCCAGCUAACCCUCACACUCCUCCGCAUCGGCGAAGCCAAUGGCGCGCCCCUCCCGCCACCCCCCUCUCACGCCCUGCACCAAACCCCCUCCAGCCAGCCCCGAUCUCCACCACCGACCUGGCUCACCCGCACCAUCAACCUCUUCCGCAACACGACCGCCACCAGCCUCGAAAGCAAGCUGGCCAUGGACCGCGCCCGCGCCGCCAUCGGCUCCUCUCGCGCCCAAGGCCGCGUCGGCGUCCUCCACAAAAAGGGCCGCAUCACCCUCCCCUCCGGCCCCAUCCAGUACGACGCCCGCUAUAAAGGCAAACGAGGCGUCGUGGUCAUCGACCAAUUCCAAUCCGAAUCCGAAUCCCAACCCCAAUCCCAACCCACCACCACCACCUCACAACACCCAAUAUUAUACUUCACAACCGACCAAUCCGUCCGCCUCUCCCCACCCACCUCCUCCAUCUCGCACCGCCCCAAGGGCUCCGUCCUCUUCAGUCUGCCUGUCUCUGACAUCACGGAGAUGCGAAAGAUCGGGGGUCUCGGCUGGAAGGGUAAAUUGGUUGCCGGGUGGGCGGUUGGUGGGAAGGAGGUUGUUGAUGGGUUGGUCUUGACCACCGGGACGCAGAGCUUUCCGUUGACUGCGAUGAAAAUGCGCAAUCAGUUGUUUAAUCGUCUGGUUGCGGUUGAUGGACAGGUUUGGGAAUCCGUUUGAUACCUUUUUUUUUUUUUUUUUUUU
Aspergillus heteromorphus CBS 117.55 is the source of this 1929-nucleotide messenger RNA. Its product is annotated as DUF3292 domain-containing protein. Bases 13 to 1905 code for a protein of 630 amino acids. The record is from RefSeq and is a predicted model, not a curated record. NCBI's taxonomy places the organism in Eukaryota, Fungi, Ascomycota, Eurotiomycetes, Eurotiales, Aspergillaceae. The transcript is spliced from 7 exons.